Molecule: messenger RNA, 3710 nt
Organism: Bolinopsis microptera
Lineage: Eukaryota; Metazoa; Ctenophora; Tentaculata; Lobata; Bolinopsidae
Product: protein MTSS 2-like
Exons: 17
Coding region: 23-2557 (844 amino acids)
Biological process (GO): cell projection assembly; plasma membrane organization
Cellular component (GO): cytoplasmic side of plasma membrane; actin cytoskeleton
Molecular function (GO): phospholipid binding; actin binding
Source: RefSeq, a predicted model, not a curated record
AGGUGUUGAACAAUAGCAUGUCAUGAAGACCUCAGAUUCUCUUCAAGACAUUGGUAUGCAAUUUGCAGACACAAUCACAAGGAUAAAGCAAUGCCAGCCGAUGUGGGUAGAUCUCCACAAGAAGAGUGUGGUCCUACAUGAUCGACUGAAGAUGACCUGUUCCAGCUACAGCGACUACUUGGACUGUUUUCAGCGAGUCAUUGAUGUGUCCCAACAGCAGGAUGGUGGUGCUAAAGAUCUUGCCCCUACACUCACAAAGAUGUAUGUGAAGCAGCGCAAUAUGGAGACAAAGAUACAAAACCUCUGCAAGCUAUUCAAUGACGGGUAUAACAUGCCGAUGAAAGACAAGCUGAAAGAGUGGAAGGAGACGCUAGACUAUCUGGACUCUAAACAUUACAAGGAGUCCAAACGUAGAGUGGAGGAAGUUAAAAAGUCAGUUUCCGAGACGGAGAGGCUGAAAAAGAAGGUCGUCAAGAAAGGUUUGUUAAACCUGUGUUCAGUUGAUCGUAACGUCUUGUCUAAACACAUCAAUCAACCCUGCAUUUUGGGGACGGAUAGUUGGGAAAGAUCGUUUAAAAGCAAGACGAAGAAGCAGGGUCAGUUAUGUGACGCAGAGCGUAGUAAGGAGACACUCCUCUAUUCGCUACAACAGUUCGAGCAACAUGCACUGCGCGGCGCACUUAUCCAAGAGCGCUCUCAUUUCUGCAAUUUUGUAAACAUGAUGAGUCUAGCAUGGGAGACGGAGUGUGAGCUCAUGGAUGAAGGGACACAUUUACGGGACGUGCUCUCACUAGCAAUACAAAGUGCAUCACUUCCAACCCAACUACCGGCUGAUGCAGAAAGUUCAAUUCAUAAGAUCAGACUUAUCAGUGCUGACACAGCUUUCGAGGGCCAAGAUACGCAAGGAGUACAGAUAAACGGAGUGGUGUCCCCUAGAAGUAGCUUUAUCUCAACCAACAGCAGCUCCACUAGCGGUGUCAGCUCUGGCGGCAGCUUUGGAACUCUUCCCAAUACCCCAAAAGAGACUGAAUCCAGCAAGUACAACAACAACAACAAGUUUAGUAGUUUUGACAACUUAGCCCGGAGUUACCCCGGCUCCGACCAAAUAAGCUCUGGGUACGGCAGCAGCCCGAGUGUGGUGUGCCCCAGGGCGGAGAGUGUGGUGAGUCCUGGUACGCGGGGUGUGGUGGCUGAUAUAACUAGAUUCGUGGAGCAGAGUCAAGCUGCUGAUAGUGCUCCCAGACUUAAUGGAGAUUUAGGUCACAGAAAGAGAGGUAGUGGAGAAUACUCCUCCCUCUCCCCCGUCCCUACUCCUCGACACAACUCCGUCCACACAAUCCCCUCACAGCACUUACCCUCUACACAACACGUGGUACAAUACGGAGCCUCCUCCCUUCCUGUGACGUCAUCACAGUAUCUGACGUCAUCAGAUGUUUCGGUAGCUGACUCCAUGGAGACUUAUGAGAAUUUAGGGGAGAUGAUUGAGCAGGAUAAGGGUCCAGCUGAGCCCAUGAAAAAGCCUAAUCCUUACUUCGGUAUUCCAGCACCUCCUCCCCCGGAUCCGGAGGAGGAUCCCUCACACGAGCCGCUCUACGAGAAUAUCCACGAGCAGGAGAGUUUGUACGAUGUGCCUCCACCACCUGUGCGCGCCACUCCCACCCCUCCUACCCCACGUGCAGGUCCUACUACUCCUACUCCUCCCGAGCACCCUUCACUUCCUCCUACCAGAUCGAGCAGUCUUAGUUGUAGACGUGGCAGUGAUUUGAAAGGUAACACGGUGACAGCGUAUCUGGAGAGAAGACGCAGUGUAAUGUCCCAGAACCGGGGUUCCACAACAGAUCUGAGAGGAAGCCAGGAAAUACACUCUUCUCGUCACAGCAGUAUGUCUAACGGAUCCCACUACGGUACGCCUCGUCCGACCAGCGUGUGCAGUAACCAUAGCAACACUGAUAACAACUAUAACGGGAAUUAUCACAAUAGUAAUGGAGCUGUCAAUUACCCUGCCCAACAGUUCGCACAGCCUAAAUCUAACGGAUAUGCGUCAAGAUCCGAUAUCCAAGGCACGAAUGGGACACAGCGUAUCCAUGGCUACGCGGUACAAGACAAUCGCAUCGCGGCAGACCCUAAUGCACCGCACUAUGCGGUUCAGCAACAUCGAUCAAGUAGUCGACUGUCUCUGAAAUCUCAACCCCCGCACUACGCUACAAUGACAGCUCGUCCGAACAAAAGGACAUAUUCCCUAACAUCGCUCAACUACGGCAGCUCCAACUCUUUACAUCGCAGCAACACCUCGCUGGAACGUAACGCCGCCCCACCACAAUCUCUAUCCGCCGUUGAUCCCACUAUGCCUCCUCCUCCGCCUCCUCCGCCAAAAGUCGGACAAGAGAUCUCCAACCUGUGUAACCAGAUAACAAGAGGUGGUACUUUGAGACCCAGUCAGUUGAGAGUGGGUGGCAUGAAACCAGGCGAUACCAGCACGAUAAAACGAAAAGAUGUGAAGAAGGGGGAAAUUAUGUCGUACAGCAACGAGAUGCAGCAUCUAAACCUCAAUAAGUAGCCUCGCAGUAUGCAGAUACUUCUAGAAUCUUCUCAACACACAGUCCUGAUCUCUUCUCUUGAAAUGUGGCUGUUAUUAUUUUAUAAUACUCUGACGAGGGUAAAUAGAAUCGUAGUUAUGCAGGAGGGACUCCGCGUCCCCCUCCACCUCCACCGAACUAAUUCCAGAUAAUGGUGAUAUUGAUACCGGAGGUGAAGCGAAAUAUAUUUCAUAAGACAAUUCGGUUGAUAAUUUUGUUUAUAAUUGACGUUGGACUGGACAUAAAUAUUUUACGUUUUUUAAGUUGUAUUGAAAACUGGACUUAUUGUUUUGUAUUAGAUGAAUGUACUGUUAGUGCAGAAGUUCAUUGUUCGCCCGUUACUGAUCAGGAAAAUAAUAUCAGCUAUACUUGUUUAUAAUAAUGUUCAUCUAUAUUUAUUUCUCAAACAGGUUAUUUUACAGUUAAGUUUUUGUUACCUCGGACCUCAUAAAAGCCUGAGACCAGUUAAAUGUAUUUUGUUGAUUUGUUUUGGGAUUUCAAGUAUUUAAAUGCCGUUAGCCCUGUUCAGAAAACACAGUACGGCUAUAGUUUUGUCAGAAGAAGGCCCCUGACUUGCCCUUGAGUUUUUAAAGUUGUGCCACUUUUUUGUUGUUUUGACACGUCAGGCGUCAGCUUCCCACGCAUUUGAUUGGUUAAUCUCUGUCACGUGUCAAAACAGCAAACAGAGUAGCUCAGCUUCCAAAAAGCACUGGCAAAUCAAUGGCCAGCUUCAACUGAUGCCAUAAAUUACAACAUUUUAUGUGAAUUGAGUUCUUCAUACGCCGUGCAAGAAAACUUUAAAUUCAAUUUGACGCGCGUAAAAUCGCAACAUUAUCCAAAAGUAUGUUGCCUAUCUCUAAAAUUAGGUACCAGGUACGGAACUGUCAAAAGUAUCCAAAUUUAACCUUUUGAAGCUUAAAUUCCAGACGUUAUGCUGUUUUAUGUAAUUUGAAUAACAUAAUAUUUAGUUCCAGAAUUUUAGGUUUUGUACCACUAAAAUGAGAUUCUUUUCAAGAUGUACAAUCAUCAGCACAAAUACGAUUACAAUUGUUACAGUUACAAACACCGAUAUGAUUGUGAGAUGUUGUAUUUUGAUACUUUAUAUAUUAUGAAAUUGUUAUUUUACCGUAAUUA